Molecule: messenger RNA, 3587 nt
Organism: Salvia hispanica
Lineage: Eukaryota; Viridiplantae; Streptophyta; Magnoliopsida; Lamiales; Lamiaceae
Product: Protein kinase superfamily protein
Biological process (GO): intracellular signal transduction; peptidyl-serine phosphorylation
Molecular function (GO): ATP binding; protein serine/threonine kinase activity
Source: RefSeq, a predicted model, not a curated record
AUCAGUUGGCCCUUUCGCGCACUCCAAAUCAUAUUUCUUCUUCUUCAUCAUCAAUUCUCUUUCUCUCUCCUCAGUUAGACAUGGCGGAACGGAGCCGAAACGACGCCGCUUCGUCGUCGCUCUCCGAUGUGGGGAUUCCGACCGGAUUGAACCGGAUCAAGACUCGAAGAGUGACCCCGAAUUCGGCGGAUGAGGAUUCCGACCAGUUUAACGAGUCGCCGAGCAGUGGGUUUUCGACGGCGGCAGCUCAUGUGAAGCAGAAGAUCAAGGCUUUGAGUAAAGGACAUGUCAAAUUCGGUCGUUCUAGAGAAGGAUUCCGCAAAGGAAGAAAGAUAGCUCGGUGGUUUUCUUCAUCCCUUUUUAAGGACUCUGAUCAACCUGUGGUUGAUGCCACAAGGAAUAAGAGUAGUAAGUUGGAGUUCAACAUGCCUAGUAAGGAGGACCCUAGAAGAAAGCUGCGUAAGACAUGGAUAAACAAAACUGGGGAUUUACCAAAUGCCACAACUACUAAAGUGCCAAAAUGUAUAAAGAGUUUUUCUCAUGAAUUGGGACCGAAAGGUGGAGUUCAGUCCCCUAAUCCUAGGGCUCACAGCUUUAAUGAUUUGAAGGAGCUCCUGGGAUCACUUCGUUCUAGAUUCGAUGCUGCUAAGAAAGUCAUGAAUAUUGAGCUUGGUUCUUUUUCACGGGAGGUGCUAGAAAUUUUACAGAAAGUGGAGAUCUUAACACCAGAUGAAUAUAAAAUGGCAGAAGAGCUUUUUGUUCUUGCGCAACAAUGCAUUGACAUGACAUCCUUAGACUUCCGUACAAAAUGUGAAAAAAUUGUUCAAGAUUUGACUGCAAAAAGACAGACAUGCCAAUUUGAGUUGCUGAAAUUGCUGUUCACUCGCAUCUUGUUCAUAAUGACAAGGUGCACAAGGUUGCUGCACUUUGAGAAGGAUAGUUGGCCUGCGAAUGAGCAAUCAAUCGGCAAGUUCAGAGAAUGUUUAGAAAGGGUCCCUUCUGUUGACAUGAACUGGGUUGAAAAUAAGGGAUUUGCAGAGUCUGAAAUGAGUGAUGAUUUGCGACCCAAAGAUCAUACCAACCAGAAGUUACCCACAAAAGAGCAUACAUUGGAUACUACUUCUGAGAUUGAGAUAACAACUACGGAACCAUCAGACAAGUAUGAUCCAGAAGUGAUAAAAGAUAGCAUGUUAGUUCAGCAAAAAAUAUCUCAAAAUACAUGUGCUGAUAUAUGUGACGGUGAGCAUACGGAUGGCAUGUUUCAGAUAGAAUCCGUGAACAUGGUGAAAGGCAAUUGCUCAGAUGAGUCAAAUUUAGUGAUUUGCCGGAUAUGUGAAGAACUGGUUCCUGCCACUCAUUUGGAGCCACAUUCUUUUAUCUGUGCUUUUGCAGAUAAAUGCGUUUCUAAGCAUUCAGAUGUGAAUGAACAUCUCCUGAAAAUCGCUGAGUUACUCGAACACCUGUUAGAGUUACGCAAUUCAAGCAAUCAUGAAACAUGUGUAAACCCUGAGAUCUUGAGGGUGAGGACUACUAGUUCCGCAGUAACCACAGAAGGUUACUCACCAAAGGGAAGUGAGAGUCGAAGUAAGGGAAUGGAUGGACUGUUAGAGGAUCUCCAUGAGAUGGACACUGCCUGCAUUGAAGAUUCUCAAAUUGCAAACUUGGUAAACCUAAAGAGUCACUUGCUAAAUAAGGUAAACCAGUAUGGAUCACCAUCCUCUAAUGGAAGCAUGACAUCUACAUCAUCUGCAAAUAGUCCCAGGGCUGGAAAUCUCGACGUCUUGUGGUUAGAUCAAAACAAUCUGUCAGAGCAGGAGGACAUGCAACAGAUAAAUGACCUUGCUGACAUUGCACGCUGCGCGGCAGAGAUUGAUAUUUCAGAAGUAGGAUCCCAUGAGUUUUUAAUAGCUUGUAUGCAUGACCUGCAAGAGCUUUUGCAGCAUAGCAAGUAUGCUGCUCUUCUAGUGGAUACAUUUGGUGGCCGGAUUGAAAGCCUUUUGAGAGAGAAAUGUAUAUUUGCUUGCAAUCAAGUGGACAUAACUGAUGAUGGUGGACGUCCAGAAAGUGCCAGAUCUUUGCUUGAUAGUGCAUCUCAGAGUAGUACAACAUCAACUCCUUCACAUCCUGCGCAUAAAGAUCGUACAAGUAUUGAUGACUUUGAUAUUAUUAAACCAAUCAGCAGAGGAGCCUAUGGGAAAGUCUUUCUGGCUAGGAAGCGAACAACAGGUGACCUAUUUGCAAUUAAGGUGCUGAAGAAAAUAGAUAUGCUGAGGAAGAAUGAUAUUGAUCGCAUAUUGGCCGAGCGUAACAUAUUAAUCACAGUGCGAAACCCAUUCGUGGUUAGAUUUUUUUACUCAUUUACCAGUAGAGAUAAACUUUAUUUGGUCAUGGAAUAUCUCAACGGCGGAGAUUUAUAUUCUAUGCUGAAAAAGCUUGUUUGCCUUGAAGAAGCUGUUGCUCGUACCUACCUUGCGGAAUUGGUGCUAGCCUUGGAAUAUCUUCAUUCUCUUGGGAUAGUGCAUCGUGAUCUAAAACCAGACAACAUACUAAUAGCCCAUGAUGGGCAUAUCAAGCUUACCGACUUUGGAUUGUCAAAAAUUGGUCUCAUGAAUUGCACCACUGAACUACCCACGCAAGAUACAGAAAAAAAUGAUGCUUUAGAUUCAAAUGGUCACAUGGAUGCCGACAUAGUGGACAGUCACCAUUCAGCUGUUGGCACCCCGGAUUACUUGGCUCCUGAAAUUCUUCUUGGAACAGAACAUGGUUAUGCUGCAGAUUGGUGGUCAGUGGGAAUUAUAUUAUUUGAAUUAAUAACUGGAGUCCCACCCUUUAAUGCUGAUCACCCAGAGAAUAUUUUUGACAACAUUCUUAGCAGAAAAAUCCCCUGGCCAUCAAUUCCAAGUGAUAUGUCUUAUGAGGCCCAAGAUCUGAUUGACAGGCUUCUUGUUCAUGAUCCAAAUGAGCGACUUGGGGCAAGGGGAGCAUCAGAGGUGAAAGCACAUUCCUUCUUUGCUGGAGUGGACUGGGAUAACCUUACCUUACAAAAGGCUGCAUUUGUACCACAACCAGAGCGUAUGGAUGAUACGAGUUACUUUGUAUCACGAUAUAAUUCAACUGGAAUGGAGAUUGAUGAAACUUCUGUGGACUCUGAUUCCGAUUGCUCUGAAGUGCACACAAAUUCCAAAUUAGAGAAGAUGGAUGAAUGCGGAGAUCUAGCAGAGUUUGAUUCUUCACCUCUUGAUCUAUCAUUGAUAAAUUUCUCUUUCAAGAAUUUGUCGCAGCUGGCCUCAAUAAAUCAGGAUGUACUCCUACAGAGUGGGAAGGAGUCAUCAAAGUGUUCGUCCCCAUGCAGAGGUUCAAAACCGCCUCCCGCUUGAUUUUUCAAUAUGGUUCGAGUCCAAUUGGAAGUAGCAGAUAUAUGUAGAAAAGAAAAGUUGUUGUUAGUUGAAGUAGAGAAGAGGGAUGCGAUGUUAGUAUUUUAGCUGUAUAUAGUCAAUCCAUUUCACAUCUUUUUAUUUCUGCAUCCUCCCGUCUCUUGUAUGAAACAGAAACUUCUGUUCAUAAUUAAUCAUUUUCAACUUAUUUUA